AAAUUGUCAACAAAAAUCGCGAGGGGAGGUCGCUUACGUCAUUAUUGUUACGGUGGAAGAUAAAAUCCUUGAAUAUUUGCGAAGAUUUUAGCCGAUUUGGCAGGUGCAUAACUUUCGUAAAGUUGGCUAUAAUGCUAUUGAAAACAAGUGACAUUUCUUCAUUUAGCAUUUCAUAAUUUGCCUAACUUCAGUGAGAAAUUAAAAGUGUGAAAGUCGAUCUUUAGUCAGUGUAUUUUUUACUUUUGUCAACAAAUUAUUAUUUUUUAGAGUUACGGUUUUAUCUGUUAUGUUGAUUUACUCGUUAUCCUGCAUUUAGGAACUUCCCCAUCAGAAUGGCUAACAUAGCAGCACAAAGAAUAAGGCGAGAGUUUAAAGAGGUUAUUAAAAGUGAAGAGGUAGCAAAAUGUGCCAUCAAAGUGGAACUUUUAAAUGAUAGUUAUACAGAACUCAAAGGAGAAAUUACAGGACCCCCAGAUACAGCAUAUGAAGGGGGCACUUUUGUAUUAGAGAUUAAAGUACCUGAAACAUACCCUUUCAAUCCACCCAAGGUCAGGUUCAUUACUAAAAUAUGGCAUCCCAAUAUAUCAUCUGUAACAGGCGCAAUCUGCUUAGACAUUUUAAAGGACCAAUGGGCUGCAGCUAUGACAUUGAGAACAGUGUUAUUAUCACUGCAAGCUUUACUUUCAGCCGCAGAACCAGAUGACCCACAAGACGCUGUGGUAGCGAAACAGUUUAAAGAAAAUAUAGAAAUGUUUCAAAUGACAGCCAGACAUUGGACAAAUGUUUAUGCAGGCGGUCCUCACGUAAAUAAAGAAUGUGACGAUAAAAUUAAAAGGCUAGUUGAUAUGGGAGUGGAAGAACAUCAAGCGCGGGUCGCAUUAUCUUCGUAUAAUUGGGAUAUAGAAAGAGCAACUGAACAGUUAUUUAGUUAGUGAACUAUUUUUAAUCCGCCAUUUUACUAUAUUCUCUCUACACUUUUCCUACAGUUUAUUAUGAUACGCAGUUAUAAUUUUUUAUUCAAUAGAUUACCGACUCAAAUUACUUUGAAGGUGUACAAAUGAGGCGCGUUUAAAUUUUGAAUAAAAAAGGAAUGUUUGCACUUAAUUAUGUCUCAAUAAUUAUGUAAAAUGUUUAUUUUGGCUCUUACAAAACUAAUUUUGUCAUUGGUGUUUGAAAUUUAAUGAUGUUACUGCUUACCGUUUCUUAUUACAAAGCCUUUCAUUUAAUUACGUUUUAUUCUUGCUAGUGAAAACCAGAUUAGUUUUUAGCACUUUAAGUAUGGUAAUUGAAUGAAAUGCUUUGUAUAACCACUUUCCAAUGAGUUACUGUUUUAAUUUGUAAAUCGGCGAUUGAAUAUACUGUUAAAUAAAAUUUUAAUCUUGAA
Molecule: messenger RNA, 1384 nt
Organism: Tribolium madens (black flour beetle)
Lineage: Eukaryota; Metazoa; Arthropoda; Insecta; Coleoptera; Tenebrionidae
Gene: Ubc4
Product: ubiquitin-conjugating enzyme E2-22 kDa
Exons: 5
Coding region: 333-932 (199 amino acids)
Biological process (GO): protein polyubiquitination; proteasome-mediated ubiquitin-dependent protein catabolic process
Cellular component (GO): nucleus
Molecular function (GO): protein binding; ubiquitin conjugating enzyme activity
Source: RefSeq, a predicted model, not a curated record